GAUCUCUGUUCUUUUCCUUCCCACUUUUUUUUUUCCUCUAGGGUUUAUAAGUCGAGAAAUCUUUCGUCUUUGACGACUUCCUUCUAAUUAAAAGGGCUUUCGGUUUCAAGAUUCUUUCUAUUUGCAUGGUUCAUGGAACAGCUGGGGUGAAAUUUGCAGAAUUGUUACUUGAGGUUUGAGCUGUUUCCUGGAACAUCAGCAUGGAUCUAAAUGCAUCGCCAGAACCUGAAGAAGAUGAAGGAACUUUUGAACCAAAUUUCAGCGAGGACAGUGCACCUGAAGAAAAACAUAAUCAUCAUGUAGACCAUGUAGAGACAGCAGUGGAUAUCAUGCGUCGGGAACGUGAAGAAAGAAAGCAACGGUUGAAACGAGAACGCCCAGAUGACAGACCAACACAUCAGGCUUACAGGGCAAUGAAUGAUCAUCUUUUUCAAGCAAAGAACCAGAGAACUUAUGAUAAGAGUCGGCUUCCUCCAGGAUGGUUGGAUUGCCCACCAUAUGGUCAGGAAAUAGGGUGUAUGGUUCCUUCUAAAGUUCCUCUUGGUGAAGCUUUCAAUGACUGUAUUGUUCCUGGUAAAAGAUACUCAUUCAGACAAGUCAUUCACCAACAGAGAGUUGUGGGGCGGAAGCUGGGCUUGGUGAUUGAUCUUACAAACACAACUCGUUACUAUUCCGUGAAUGAUUGGAAGAAAGAAGGCAUCAAGUAUGUUAAGAUCAACUGCAAGGGGCGUGGUUCUGUACCAGAGAAUGAGGCCGUAAAUCAGUUUGUAUAUGAGGUUUCUCAAUUCCUAGCUCGGCAAAAAAACUCAAAGAAGUAUAUCCUUGUUCAUUGCACACAUGGGCAUAACCGUACCGGGUAUAUGAUUAUUCAUUAUCUCAUGCGAACAGUGCUGAUGUCUGUAACUCAGGCAAUACAAGUUUUUGCUGAUGCACGUCCCCCAGGAAUAUAUAAACCUGACUAUAUUGAUGCCUUAUAUGCCUUCUAUCAUGAAAGAAAGCCUGAUUUAGUCACUUGUCCUUCAACUCCUGAGUGGAAAAGGUCUUCUGAGUUUGAUCUGAAUGGCGAGGCAUUACCGGAUGAGGAUGACGAUGGAGUUCCUGUGGAUCCUGUGGAUGAGAAUCAUGAUACCGAGGGGGUCAUGACAAACGACGAUGUUUUGGGUGACAGUAUCCCUCAGGAUCAGCAAGACGCAUUCCGACAGUUCUGUUAUCAGGCGCUUAAAUUAAGUGCAGGGGUUAGAGGGAACCAUCAAUUUCCAGGAUCACAUCCUGUUUCUUUAGACAGGGAGAAUUUGCAACUUCUUAGGCAGCGUUACUAUUAUGCUACAUGGAAAGCUGAUGGUACAAGAUAUAUGAUGCUAAUUACAAUGGAUGGAUGUUAUCUAAUUGACAGAAAUUUUGUCUUCCGAAGGGUUCAGAUGAGAUUCCCCUGCAAAGUAACUAGUGAUGGUUUAGCUGAGAAGGUUCAUCACUUCACACUGCUUGAUGGUGAGAUGAUAAUUGAUACUGUGCCAGAUACUCGGAAACAAGAAAGACGUUAUCUGAUUUAUGAUUUGAUGGCUAUCAAUAAAGUCUCUGUCGUUGAGAGACCUUUCUACGAACGAUGGAAAAUGCUGGAGAAGGAAGUAGUUGAACCUCGAAACCAUGAACGCCAUAAAAUAUAUCAGAGACAACAUUCUUUGUAUAGAUAUGACUUGGAGCCGUUCAGGGUAAGGAGGAAGGACUUUUGGUUGCUUUCUACCGUCAUUAGACUUUUGAAGGAGUUUAUUCCAAGGCUUUCGCAUGAUGCAGAUGGUCUUGUUUUUCAGGGUUGGGAUGAUCCUUAUGUCCCACGUACACACGAAGGACUUUUGAAGUGGAAAUAUGCAUCAAUGAACUCAGUGGAUUUUCUUUUUGAGAUGGCUGAGGAUCGGCAACUGCUUUUUCUUCAUGAACGAGGGAAGAAGAAGCUGAUGGAGGGGAAUAGAAUUGCAUUUGGAGAUGAUGUUGAUCCUGCAUCAUACUCAGGGAAGAUUAUCGAGUGUGCUUGGAAUAAAGAGGAAGACGUAUGGGUCUGUAUGCGAGUGAGGACAGAUAAGGCAACCCCAAAUGAUUUCAACACGUAUAGGAAGGUGAUGAGGAGCAUAAAGGACAACAUCACAGAGGAAGUGCUGUUGGAUGAGAUAAAUGAGAUCAUACAAUUGCCAAUGUAUGCAGAUAGGAUACAGCAUGACAGCAAAGGCCACCACCACUCUACUACAAGGCCUAGAGGAAUGGUAGCAUAGAGAAGCAGGCAAAUGUUGUGUAAUUAGGCAGGCAGGCUUUGAUUGAUGAAUAUUGUUGUAAAUUGUGCUGGUGAGUUUGCAUGAUCCAGUUGGACCACUUGAUCUAUUUUAACAAGUUGUUUUCAAGUAACACUCAAAUGAAUCAAUCAAUUAGGA
Messenger RNA from Cynara cardunculus var. scolymus (artichoke), 2420 nucleotides. RefSeq names its product mRNA-capping enzyme. Gene Ontology annotation, biological process: DNA recombination; protein dephosphorylation; 7-methylguanosine mRNA capping. Bases 201 to 2264 code for a protein of 687 amino acids. NCBI's taxonomy places the organism in Eukaryota, Viridiplantae, Streptophyta, Magnoliopsida, Asterales, Asteraceae. The record is from RefSeq and is a predicted model, not a curated record. Gene Ontology annotation, molecular function: mRNA 5'-triphosphate monophosphatase activity; protein tyrosine/serine/threonine phosphatase activity; ATP binding. The transcript is spliced from 18 exons.